Molecule: messenger RNA, 1107 nt
Organism: Capsicum annuum
Lineage: Eukaryota; Viridiplantae; Streptophyta; Magnoliopsida; Solanales; Solanaceae
Product: calnexin homolog
Exons: 2
Coding region: 171-410 (79 amino acids)
Source: RefSeq, a predicted model, not a curated record
UACUAAUUGAAUAUCUCGUCCUUCUAACCUCUCUCACUCUUUUCUCUCUCGGUUCUUCUGGAGUGUUCUUCGUCUUCUCCUUGAUCCAAAACACCCAAACACGCCUUAGGGUUUUCCAAAUUCCAGAUCUCUGAUACAGUUUGGAGUAUUAUCUUCUUCCGUAGUGUGUUAUGGAAGAAAGUAAAAGGAAGAUCUUUGCGCAAUAUGCGGUUUUGCUAUUGGCUUGUUGUUUUUUCUCUCAGCUGUAUGCUUCUUCAGAUUUGAAGUUUUACGAGUCGUUUGAUGAAGCGUUCGAUGGGAAAUGGAUUGUGUCUGAGAAAGAGGAGUAUUCAGGUGAGGUUUUGCCUGGAUCUAUGAAGUAUUUCGUUCGGUUCUUAUGUUUUAUAUUCUGUAAUUCUGGAUCACUGUAGUUUAUUGCAUUUACUGUUCACUGUAUUACCUGUGCUACUUCUUCAGAUUCAUUUACAACUUGUUGAUAGAGUUUAAUAAAGGAAUCAGAAGGUUGAGAAGUAAUAAUGCAAUUUAAGGUUAAAGGGAGAAACAAUGUUUAAGUAAUGAUGUUAUAAUGUUUGAGUGGUAAUAGUGGAGGGAUUAGUUGCUACAAUGUCCUUGGUACUACUUCAGAUUUAUUUAUAACUUGUUAAUGGAGUAGGUUAGAAGAGUCGUGUCAAUAUGUAACACUAUAGCUAAAGGAACAAACAAUGAUUAAGGAGUCAUAACUCGUUUUAAUGUUUGCGUGCUAACUGUGGAAAAAUUAGCGAACUGUGGAAAAAUUAGCUGCUACAAUUUCCUUGGAGUAACUGGUAUAGUUGCUGCCAUGUGACAGGAGUUUUAGCCUUCGAAACAGCCAAGGUAGGGCUGCCUACAAUACACCCUUGUGGGGCCCUUCCUUGGACCUGUGCAUAGCAGGAGUUUUAGUGCACCGAGCUGCCCUUUCAUUAACUUGUUAUUGAAGUAGGUUAAAAGGAUCAUAAGAUUGAGAAGUAAUUAAGAGACAUUAAGGCCCUUCCUUGGACCUGUGCAUAGCGGGAGCUUUAGUGCACCGAGCUGCCCUUUCAUUAACUUUUUAUUGAAGUAGGUUAAAAGGAUCAUAAGAUUGAGAAGUAA